AUGUUUCUGUGUAUAGGCUACGUUAUUUGGAGCGCUGCUCUCGUACCGGCUUUAGCCCAAGGUGAACGACACUGUGGACAUCCAGCAGUGCCACCAAAUGCAAGGGUGACCUUACCCAGCAACACUGACAUUACUCCUGGAAUGAUAGCCACGUACGAGUGCGAUGAAGGCUAUGAAUUGUUUGGAGCACAUCAACGCGAGUGUACUUUGAGGGGCGAUUGGACUGCUGAACCUCCAUUUUGCGGUACCAACGUCGCAUUUCGGAAGCCAGCGAAUCAGUCAACGACUGUUCGGGGAGGUAUAGCUGCUAACGGUAACGAUGGCGAAAAGACCACUGAACAUGAUGGCAAAAGGUGCACGGAGACGCAACGCGAGGCCUCUCCAUGGUGGCAAGUGGACUUGCUUAGGCAUUACGCAGUCAAGGUCGUCAGGGUAACAACGCGAGGAUGUUGUGGUCACCAACCACUUCAAGAUCUAGAAAUCCGUGUCGGAAACAGCAGUACGGACUUACAGAGGAAUCCGCUGUGCGCGUGGUUCCCAGGAACCAUAGAGGAAGGAGUAACAAAGACCUUUACAUGUGCACGUCCACUGAUCGGCCAACAUGUGUUCCUGCAGCUAGUUGGAGUAGAAGGCUCACUGUCCCUGUGUGAGGUUGAAGUUUUCACUACUGAAGAAUUUUCGAACGACCGUUGUGCACCUGCGGGCGCGCCGGCUGACAUAGAGCUAGCAGCCUUCUCACGCAACUGUUACGAGUUUAACGUGGCCAAGGGCAGCUCCUUCGACGAAGCGCGGAAGCAGUGCCAGUCGCACGGAGGAGACUUAAUACACGGCUUUCAAGGCGCGACAUUAAGCUAUCUAGUUCAAGAACUAGAACGACGUAAGGCUCAACUGAAGACACAACUCGUAUGGAUAGGAGCUCAGAAAGAACCGGGACUCACUUCUAGGACGUGGAGAUGGGUUGACGGCGAAUUAGUAUCCAAACCAACAUGGGGUAAAGACCAGCCAAAUAAUUACAACGGAGAACAAAACUGCGUAGUGUUGGACGGCGGGCGGGCUUGGCUGUGGAACGACGUGGGCUGCAACCUGGAUUACUUGCACUGGAUAUGCCAGUACCUGCCGCCUUCUUGUGGAAGUCCGGACAAACUGCUUAAUACUACCAUCGAGGGUGAUAGUUACUUAGUAGGGGCGACCAUAUCCUACAAGUGUCCCGAAGGUCACAUGUUAAUUGGAGCUAAGACAAGAGAAUGCAAAGAGGACGGCUUUUGGUCUGAUUCAGCUCCAAAUUGUAAAUACGUCAAUUGCGGUGGUCUUACACCGAUCCAAGAUGGCGACUUGAAUUUAAUCGACGAUCGAACGACGUACGGUGCGAAAGCAGUGUAUUCUUGCAAAGAAAAUUACACCUUAGUCGGAGAACCGACUAGAGAAUGCAGCGAUGAAGGUAUCUGGAGCGGCCAGGCACCUAAAUGCUUGUUCGACUGGUGUCCAGAACCUCCGCCUGUUUCCGGAGCGAACGUUGCCGUCAGCGGGCAUAAAGCUGGCUCCAUUGCUACAUAUACUUGUCAGAACGGAUUCAUACUUUUUGGCGCACCGAGCGUUACCUGUAAACUCGGCGGUAUAUGGGCAGGCACACCACCGUCAUGCAAGUAUGUGGACUGUGGAACGCCUGCGCAGGUAUACAAGGGCUCAUUCAGACUUCUCAACGGCACAACUACUUACGGCUCUGUGGCGCAGUUUAAUUGUGAAGCUGACUAUUGGCUCUCUGGAGCAGAGUUCCUUACAUGUAACCGCGAUGGAAAGUGGUCACAUGAUAUUCCCACCUGUGAUCUUAUAACGUGUGCGGAGCCGGAAGUCCCGGCGGGUGGUUAUAUGGAGGCUUACGACUAUAAUGUACACUCGACUAUCGACUUCCAUUGCGAAAACGGACAUAAACUGGUCGGAGAAACUAGUUUACUUUGCCAACCAGACGGAGAAUGGUCCGGAGAAUCACCUAAAUGCGAAUACGUAGACUGUGGCAAACUUCCAUCACUACCGUACGGAACUGCGGAACUGUUGAACGGAACUACACACAUGGGAAGCAUUAUUCAGUAUUCCUGCACUACUAAUUAUCGGUUAGUUGGGCCCGUACGAAGAACCUGCACUGAGGACCACCAGUGGAGUGAUUCUUCACCUAGAUGUGAAGAAAUCCGCUGCCCGGAACCAAUAGUCGCAGAGAACAGUAUUGUAUCAGUGACCGGCAACGAUCGCAUGCAUGGACGUACAUUGAUUCGGACGACGGCUAGCUCCAGCGCUGGCAACACUUAUCGUAUCGGUGCGCUUGUCAAAUAUCGUUGUGAGAGAGGAUACAAAGUAAUCGGAGAAAGCCUGUCCACUUGUGAAGAUAACGGCCAAUGGAGUGGAGUUACACCGCGAUGCCAAUACGUUGACUGCGGCAAUCCUGGACGUUUCCUGAACGGUAAGGUAACUCUGGCAACAAAUGCCACAUACUACGGCGCCGCAGCGUUAUACGAGUGCGACGAAAAUUGGCAACUAGACGGUGUAUCUAGAAGAUUGUGCCAAGACGACGGCACCUGGAGCUCUGAAGCUCCAGUAUGCAAAGAAAUAAUAUGCACGGACCCUUCGAUUCAAAUCAAGGGCAGCACUGGCCUUAUUGUCGUUACCUCUUCGCUUAGUAUUGGAAGCGAAGCGCACUAUCGUUGCGAGAGGGGCUACAGCCUUCGUGGUAAUCAGACCAGGACCUGCAUGCCGCGAGGGUUAUGGAAUGGAUCACCGCCUGUAUGCAUUCCAAUCGACUGCAAAUCACCAGGAACGAUCGAAAACGGUCGAAUCAUAAUAUCGAACUCUUCGACACUAUUCGGUAGCUCUAUCGAGUACCACUGCCUGCCGCUCUUCCAGCGAGUGGGCCCGUUCCUUCGUAAAUGUAUGGACGACGGCAAAUGGUCGGGAGAAGAACCCAGAUGUGAGAUUACUACAAAUGAGGCAGCUGAAAGUGGAACAUUACCUCUGAGUGUGGGCAUCGGCUGCGGCAUCGUUUUGUUCUUGUUGAUAUUACUUGGUGUUAUUUAUUUAAGGCUACGAAAAGCAACACCCGUAAAGAACACGGAGAAUAUCGAAGGGGCGGAGCGAAAAGAAGACCAAAACGCCGCCGUUAUGAGCUACGCUACGCUGCACGAUACCAACGGACGUCAUAUCUACGAUCAUGUUACAGACAAUGUAUAUGACUCGCCAUACAGCGAGCAACUGGCGGAUAAUGCUGCGUACGGGCGACGAAGCGACACCGAAUCCACGUACGAGCCGGAGCCGUCGGGACCAAAUGCUGUAGUCACCAUUAACGGCGUCGCAGUUCGUUGA
Molecule: messenger RNA, 3348 nt
Organism: Parnassius apollo (apollo)
Lineage: Eukaryota; Metazoa; Arthropoda; Insecta; Lepidoptera; Papilionidae
Source: the annotation of a GenBank genome assembly